Molecule: messenger RNA, 765 nt
Organism: Linum tenue
Lineage: Eukaryota; Viridiplantae; Streptophyta; Magnoliopsida; Malpighiales; Linaceae
Source: the annotation of a GenBank genome assembly
AUGAAAUCAUUCGAGAUGUCGUCGGACAACCAUUUCGUGGGCAACCUCGGGAACCGCAACUCCAUCUCCGUCUGCCUGGUUGUCAAAGAACACUGGGACGCGUACUCCCAACAGGCGGCUUGGAGCCGCGCGCUCGUCACCCGCCUCGACCUCGCCGGCGGCGAGCUCAAGAUCCACGGCGCCACGAUCCGCGGCCAGCUUCUCCGCGACCUCGCGGCGGACCUGUACCGGUACCAGUGCAGGGUCAACCGCGACGGCUUCUCGAUCCGCCGGGACUCCGCCAACGGCGAGUACCGGAGGCUGAACGAGAUGUUCCCUUGGUACAAGUACGGCGUCACGCCGCGGUUCGAAACCCCGUGGGACCGGCUGGAGCUGUCCAACGACAGGAAGGUGAUCGUCGACUCGAGCGGCGCGAAGGCCGAGGUGGAGGGGAUGAGGAGGAGAGAGGAGGAGCUGAGGAGGGAGAUUGGGGAGAAAAUUAGGGAUUUGAAGGAGAAGGAGAGGGAGUGGAAGGGGAAAGAGGAGGAAUUGAGGAGGGAGAUUGGGGAUAAUGUUAGGGAUUUAGAGGAGAAAGAGGAGGAGGUGAGAGAGAGAGACGGGAAAUUGAAGGAGAAGGAGUGUGAAUGGGAGAAGAAAGAGGCCGAGCUGAAUCGGAAGAUUGAAGAGAGGGAUAGGGUUUUGGAAGAGAAGGAAGGUGCGUUGAAGAAGAAAGACAGGGCGAUUCAAGGCCUCAAGAAUGCGCUGGCGGCAUUGACAGAGCCGUAA